Molecule: messenger RNA, 1635 nt
Organism: Cordyceps militaris CM01
Lineage: Eukaryota; Fungi; Ascomycota; Sordariomycetes; Hypocreales; Cordycipitaceae
Product: import inner membrane translocase subunit tim-50
Exons: 2
Coding region: 1-1635 (544 amino acids)
Molecular function (GO): phosphoprotein phosphatase activity
Source: RefSeq, a predicted model, not a curated record
AUGCUGUCGAGGCUCGUCCUGGCGCCCCGUGUGGGCAUGGCCAGCCUGGCCCGACAAGCCGCCACUGCUGCCCCCGGCGUGCGCACCCGCGCGGCCGCGGUUGCGCCGUCGUCGACGCUGCUCGCUAGACCCUACUCGCAAAAGAACAACAAAAAGCCUGCCUCCAAAGCCAAGGACGACGCCGCCCCGGCCGAGGAGGCCCCGUCAUCGCGCAAGCCGACCGAAGCUUCGUCGUCGCAGCAGCAGCAGCAGCAGCAGCAGCCCAAGGAUGCGUCCGCCGAGACCGAGUCCUCAGCCGAGUCCGCCCAUGAGCCUGAGCAAAUACCCUUCCACAAGCUGCCCGACCUGACGCAGGGUAUCCCCUCGACGUUUGCGCAGGAAAUGGCCGAAAAGGCCGGGCAGAAGCCGUCGUCGUACCUGCAGACCAUGGAGCAAGAAGAGAGCUCCACGUCGCGCGAACGACGCGACCCUUAUGAUUCGUACGAGUCGACGCACCAGCUCAAUCGCCGAAAAUAUACACGCGCCGCGCUGGCUCUCGCCGCCAUCGGAGGCGCCGCGACCCUCAUCUACACAGGCCGCAAUUGGGAGGACUCGAUCGACGUCGACCGUCACCCCGAUGCGCCGAAUGGCUGGGGCAUUGGCCUGUGGUGGAACCGAGUCAAGGCGCGCACGACCGAGUCCGUCACAUACUACCAGGAGCCGGCCUUUGAUAAGCUGCUGCCCGACCCUCAGCCAUACUUUGCCCGCCCGUACACUCUGUGCUUGAGCCUGGACGAGCUCCUCGUCCAUAGCGAAUGGUCGCGCGAGUAUGGCUGGCGAGUCGCCAAGCGUCCGGGCCUGGACUACUUCCUCCUCUACCUCUCCCAGUACUAUGAGCUGGUCCUCUUCACUACGGCCUCGAGCGUCAUGGCUGAAAACGUGCUGCAGAAGUUGGACCCUCACCAUAUUGUCAUGUGGAGGCUUUACCGUGAGGCCACCAAGUUUGAAGAUGGCGAAAUCGUCAAGGAUCUCUCCUACCUCAACCGCGACCUGAGCAAGGUCAUCAUGAUCGACACGGACGCCAAGCUCGUGCGCAAGCAGCCCGAAAACGCCAUCAUCAUCCCUCCUUGGAAGGGCGGCCCCGACGACCGCGGCCUCGUCAACCUGAUCCCCUUCCUCGAGUACAUCCACACCAUGGAGUACGACGACGUCCGCCGCGUCAUCAAGUCCUUUGAGGGCAAGGACAUUCCCGUCGAGUUUGCGCGCCGCGAGGCCCUCAUGCGCCGCGAGUUUGAGAAGCGCAACAAGUCGGCCCGCAAGCCCGCCGUCUCGGGCAUGGGCGCCCUCGGCAACAUGCUCGGCCUCAAAUCGAGCAACAUGAGCUUGAUGCAGGCCGAGGGCGAGCAGAGCGCCAGCGAGGCCUUUGCCCAGGGCAAGAUGCUGCAGGACAUUGCGCGCGAGCGCGGCCAGCGCAACUACGAGUUCAUGGCGCAGAAUAUCCGCGAAAACGGCGAAAAGUGGCUCCAGGAGGAAAAGGAAAUGAUGGAAAAGGCCCAGCAAGAGGCCAUGACCAAUAUGAUGGGCUCCUUUGGCGGCUGGUUCGGCGUCGCAAAGCCCGCGGACAGCGCCGCGGCCGCCUCUGACGCCAAGAAAUAA